This is a messenger RNA of Prunus dulcis (almond), 1211 nucleotides long. Its product is annotated as agamous-like MADS-box protein AGL80. The record is from RefSeq and is a predicted model, not a curated record. The transcript has a single exon. Gene Ontology annotation, biological process: positive regulation of transcription by RNA polymerase II. NCBI's taxonomy places the organism in Eukaryota, Viridiplantae, Streptophyta, Magnoliopsida, Rosales, Rosaceae. Gene Ontology annotation, molecular function: RNA polymerase II cis-regulatory region sequence-specific DNA binding; DNA-binding transcription factor activity, RNA polymerase II-specific; protein dimerization activity. Bases 303 to 992 code for a protein of 229 amino acids.
AAAGUUGUUGGCGGUCAUUAAAUUUGCACCCAAUCUACAUACAACACCAAAUCUCCCACAUUUGGAGACGAGUGUUCAUUCCCCUUUCCUGUAAUACCUGCUUGUAUGGAAAAAGAAAAAGAAAAAACCAAAUAUCCUGAAUUAAAUUCUCAUUCAAAAUGGAAUCUCCUAGAAUUUAUUAGGUUGCCCUUUGCUACUCUAUAUAUAUGAUAGGCUUGUCUGUUAAGAAAACCAACAAAAGCAUCAUCUUCUUCCUCUAGUUUGCAAUUUUCAUUUCAUUUUUUGUUGUCUCAGAGAGAGUCAUGUCUAGAAAGAAGGUGAAACUGACUUAUAUCAGUAAUGACUCAGCUAGAAAAGCAACAUUCAAGAAAAGGAAGAAGGGUCUCAUGAAGAAGGUGAGCGAACUCAGCACCCUUUGUGAUGUUGAGGCAUGUGCUAUUAUUUAUAGCCCAUAUGAUACUCAACCUGAGAUUUGGCCAUCCCCUCUGGGAGUGCAACGCGUUCUUGCAAAAUUCAAGACCAUGCCGGAGAUGGAGCAGAGCAAAAAGAUGGUGAAUCAAGAGAGUUUUUUGCGGCAAAGGAUUGAGAAAGCCAAGGAGCAGCUCAAGAAACAAAGGAAGGACAACAGGGAGAAGGAGAUGACACGAGUGAUGUUCCAGAGUCUCACUGGGAAGCCCCUCCAGGGUUUGAGCAUGAUCGAUCUCAACGACCUCGGGUGGCUCAUCGACCAGAACCUCAAGGAGAUUUACAACAAGAUUAAGAAUCUGAAUGAGGAGGCUGAGAAGAAACAAGUCCAACUGGAACCAACAGGAUUGCCAGCGCAUGCAGCAGCAGCAGAUCAAGGAAUAAUGGAGAGGCAACCAUGGUUCACAGACAUGAUGAACCCUCAAGAACAGCACAUGGGGCUUGGUGCUGGGGAAGAGAUGAUGCUGCCAUUUGGAGAUCAAAACCACAUUAAUGCCAUUUGGUCUAAUAAUGCCUUUUUCCCUUGAAAUAUUUUACUAUUUAGCGUUUGUUUUCUAGGCUAAGUGAUUUCUUUGAUAAUUUUAGCCUCUUCUUCAAAGGAAGGCUGUGUUCACAUUUAGUUUCUUUAUGAAUUUUAUGUACUAAAAGUAAGCUACAAUAUAUAUGUAGUGGUUGGUUGGUGUGUUAAUAAUCUUGUCACUGUUUAAUUCCAAUAUAUAUUGAAGUAUUUACUUGAUUUAUUGUAA